Cordyceps fumosorosea ARSEF 2679 is the source of this 972-nucleotide messenger RNA. RefSeq names its product Zinc finger, C2H2-type/integrase, DNA-binding protein. NCBI's taxonomy places the organism in Eukaryota, Fungi, Ascomycota, Sordariomycetes, Hypocreales, Cordycipitaceae. The coding region runs from base 1 to 972 and encodes 323 amino acids. Gene Ontology annotation, biological process: regulation of transcription by RNA polymerase II. The transcript is spliced from 2 exons. Gene Ontology annotation, molecular function: DNA-binding transcription factor activity, RNA polymerase II-specific; RNA polymerase II cis-regulatory region sequence-specific DNA binding. The record is from RefSeq and is a predicted model, not a curated record.
AUGAAUAGCUACACCUUCUCCGGCGCCUCAAUGCCCAGCAACGCGUCCAACACAGGCUCCAUGCCCAACAGCGGUGCCAGCGGCGCCUCCUGGAGCGGUUCAUGGAGCAGCAAUAGCAAUUACCCCCAGGGCCAACAAGGCCUACCCACCUCGCCUUACAGCCGCCACAGCAUCAGCAGCGCCGGAAACCCUGCCAAUGACAACGCCAUGUCCUUCAGCAACCCGCGAACCACGCAAUCCCCCGUCACCGGUCCUGAUGGGCUCUCGGCCUCUCCUUAUGACCAGAGCCAGCAGCACUACGCUCAUUCCAUGGCCACCGCCGCUCCUCAGCACCCUGGCCUCAUGGCCACGUCCUCACAGCCACCUGCGCAGUCCCCCCUUUCAGCGCACUCAGACGCCUACACCCAUGCCUACGCCCCAACACACACGCGGCCCGGCAGCAACCCUAGCUAUUACGCGUCGUCUGGCCAUUCGCAGUUCUCCUCGUACGCUCCGCCUCAGCACUCGCCGACCCAGCCGUCUCCCACCACUGGCAGCCCUGGCGGCCGUGGUAUCGGCUCGCUUCCCAGCAACCUCAACUACCGUUAUGGCACCUACGGCCAGUCUCUUCCCGUCAUGUCCAACAUGCACCACCCCGGUGGCCAGAUGUCCAUGAUUCCCGGCAUGAGCCAGCACCAGGGCUACGGGAGCCAGAUGGUCUACCCUCACGCUGCCGCUCCUCAGCCUCGCUCUGAGCGACCCUUCCGCUGCGACCAAUGCGUCCAGUCCUUCAGCCGCAACCACGACCUGAAGCGCCACAAGCGAAUCCACCUGCCCAUCAAGCCAUUCCCUUGCAACUACUGCAGCAAGAGCUUUUCUCGCAAGGAUGCUCUCAAGAGACAUCGCCUCGUCAAGGGCUGUGAGACCCGUUCGCAACAGAACGGGGAGCAGAACGACGAUAGCCGACGCGCGGGAGACCGCCCUCGUGAUUAG